Molecule: messenger RNA, 252 nt
Organism: Blastomyces gilchristii SLH14081
Lineage: Eukaryota; Fungi; Ascomycota; Eurotiomycetes; Onygenales; Ajellomycetaceae
Exons: 1
Coding region: 1-252 (83 amino acids)
Source: RefSeq, a predicted model, not a curated record
AUGAAGAGCUUCACUGAUGCAAUCACUAUUAUUAAUAAGAAUAGAGAAAACCAGGUCAUAGAUCUGCAGCAGAAGAUUGAACAUUUACACAGACAGAUAAUCACACUGAAUCUGAAGAUCUCAUCACAAUUAUUCACAAUCUCAUCAGAAGCAUUCAUAUCAUCUGAGACUGCUGUACAAAAUGAGAAUCUGAGUAUGAAAUAUAUCAAGUCAGAAGAUCUGUCAGAGUUAUUAAGCUUCAAUGAUGACUGA